This is a messenger RNA of Marasmius oreades (fairy-ring Marasmius), 468 nucleotides long. RefSeq lists its product as uncharacterized. The coding region runs from base 1 to 468 and encodes 155 amino acids. The transcript is spliced from 5 exons. Gene Ontology annotation, molecular function: ATP binding; protein kinase activity. Gene Ontology annotation, biological process: protein phosphorylation. NCBI's taxonomy places the organism in Eukaryota, Fungi, Basidiomycota, Agaricomycetes, Agaricales, Marasmiaceae. The record is from RefSeq and is a predicted model, not a curated record.
AUGAAGUACCUCAAAGCGACGGGGAAGCGAUUUCAUACCAUUCCUCCUUCAUUAUUCAUGAACAAAAUCACACGGAACGGGAAUCACGCACUUACUGGUGGAGGGUUCGCUGAUAUCUACAAGGGAACUUCCGGGGACAUGAGUGUGUGCUUAAAGGUUUUACGAGUACAUCUGGCGGAAACUGAGGAGAAGAAACGAAGGAUAAUCGCGGACUUCUGUCAAGAGGCCUUGAUAUGGACUCAACUCCGACAUCCAAACAUUCUUCCUCUUCUAGGCGUGAACACAGAACUAUUUCCCUCUGGUUUUUGCCUCGUCUCUCCGUGGAUGGGAAACGGAGACAUCGUGUCGUUUUUGAAAUUGAAUCCCAAUCAUGACAAGCUGCAACCAAUAUGCGAAAUCAUGGCUGGUCUGGAGUACCUUCAUACCCUGCCACCCCCGAUAGUGCACGGUGAUAUCAAAGGCCCAUAA